Hydractinia symbiolongicarpus is the source of this 573-nucleotide messenger RNA. RefSeq lists its product as uncharacterized. The record is from RefSeq and is a predicted model, not a curated record. NCBI's taxonomy places the organism in Eukaryota, Metazoa, Cnidaria, Hydrozoa, Anthoathecata, Hydractiniidae. Bases 1 to 573 code for a protein of 190 amino acids. The transcript is spliced from 2 exons.
AUGAACCAGUUACAUACCAGCACCAAUUACCUGCUUAAAGGUGGUGGCAUUGGUGGAGGUGAUGCUGGUAGUGAUGGUGAUGGUAAUAAUAGCGGUGGGAGCGACGGUGGUAGUGGUGAUGGUGGUUGUGGUGCCAGUAGAGGUGGGGUUGGAGGUUGUGGUGGUAACAGCAGUGGUAGUGGUGAUGGUAGUAAUGGCGAAAUCGGUGGCAGUGGUGGUGUUGAUGGUGGUUGUGGUGCUAGUAGAGGUAGAGGUGGAGGUGGUGUUGAUGGUGCAGGUGCUGGUGAUGAUGGUGAUAAUAGCGGAGGCGGUGGCGGCGGUGUUCAUGUGGUUGUAGAGGUAAUAAAGAUGGAGGUGAAGGUUGUGGUGGUAAAUGCGGUGGCGGCGAUGGUGGCGGUGGUGAUGGUGGUGGAGGUGGUAGUGAUAACAAAAAUGCAUAGAAUGGUUACCUUUUACGUAACAAUCACACUGAUGCACUCCUUCUUCAGGUGGUUGAAUGCAUGGACAUUGGUCACAUUUGUUGACUGUACAAGAUAUGUUGUGCUACACGUAAAACAUCAAAGUAAGCACUAA